Lathyrus oleraceus (garden pea) is the source of this 879-nucleotide messenger RNA. RefSeq lists its product as uncharacterized. Bases 1 to 879 code for a protein of 292 amino acids. The record is from RefSeq and is a predicted model, not a curated record. The transcript is spliced from 2 exons. NCBI's taxonomy places the organism in Eukaryota, Viridiplantae, Streptophyta, Magnoliopsida, Fabales, Fabaceae.
AUGAAAAUACCUGCCAAGAAAGCUAUUUCCACAAACAAAGAUGUCGUCGAAGAGAAAGAUGAAGGAGAUACCAACAAAAAAACAACAACAAAGGGGGUCGCAAAUGGCAUAGAGCAACCAACCAUCAAACAAGACAUCCCAGUAAGUAGUAGUGAUCCUUCCUAUCAUCCAACAUCUCCCAAAGAUUCGACAAAAGAGUCUAUAGAUGAAAUGGACAAACCUAUUGAAGAAAAGCAAAAGGAUCACACAAGUGACUAUGAGCAUGAGGAUGAGAAAGAGAAAAAUGCCCCUGUUGAGGAGGAAGUGGAUGUGGAGAUGCAGAAUGCUGACGAAGUUGUCAAAGACAUAUCUGAAGAUGGCUCUCCAACAAUUGCAAACCCAUGCACUGAUGGCCCAGAUGACGAAGAAGAAGAGGAUCAUUCUAUGUCCAGCCUUCACAUGAAUCCUACUGAGGAUGAAAAUGGGGAACAAGAUAGUGAACAAGAGAAUGAGCAAACUGAUGAUAUGCCCAAGACCAACCCAACUUCUGAUGCUACUAAAAAGACCAUAGCACCUUCGACCAGAACCAUUGUUGCCCUAUCUCCAGAAGAGCUAGAAGCGCUGAAGCAAAGAAAACCGGUGGAAUAUCGAAAGGCCAUUAUCAGUACAAAGGGUAACUCGAUUGAGAAAAGUCCUAGUACUUCAAUAGUGUCAGGUGGCCAAUCUAUAAGCAAAUCUGGUGAUGAAUUGCUCCUCAAAAUCAAAGAAAAAUCCUUCAACAUUGAUUUGCUCCAACUCUUGGAGAAUGAAGAUACUUUUUGCUUUGGGAUCAAAUAUCUCUUGAAACAAGUUGACGUCUUGAACGCUUCCCCAAAAGUUGUAGAUGUCAUCAUGAUCUAG